GGCUUUCAUGUCUUACAAACAACCACGUUGCUGAGAAAAGUAGUAAAACAUUUGAAUUAUAAGACUUUUAAAAAUGCGUGUUAAGAAACCGAAGCGACCAACAACACCUCCUUCGGAAGAUGAAGUCGAUGACAAUUUUGUUGUGGAUCCAGAUCAAAUUUUCGAUGAAUUGCCUCAACCAUUCCGACUUGUUGACAAAACUUUGAGGCAAAUUUUCGACGCUGCUUGGGAGCGUAUUGAAUGCAUUGAAGAACGAAAGGCAUUGAAGCGCUCCAAAGCGGUAUUGCCACUGUUUGACCUUGCAAAACAACUGUCUGAGUACAACGGGACGACUUGCAUUUGCACGGCCGCCGAAGGAAAUUACUUGUUUAUUUCUAAUACUAAUAGAUUUUUAGUGGUAGACAGUUUGUUAGACACUGUAGUUGCUUCCUACGAAGAAUUAGAAGAUAACACUGUACAAAUGUCAGCCUGCUGCCUACAGGAAGGAUGUUUUCUGAUUUCAACCUUGGAUGAUGUAGGUAUGAAGCUUCUGUUACCUUGCAUGUGCAUGUACAGUGUCCUUAAUCAUGAUAAGCUUGAAAUUUUUUUUUUUUUCAGAUGAAAUGCAUACUAUAAGAAAAUUUCAAAUAUACAUAUAUAAUAACAGUAAUAUCCCAAAAAACAGAAGAGAGUCAUGUUGUAUAAUCCUUCUUUCAACUUAGUUACUUUUCAUAAAAUAGUGAGCUUUUAGUGCAGUUUUAGUGAAAUGUAUUGACUUCAUUCCAUAUACUUAGGAUGUGCCAAGCUCUUCUGUUUCACUGGAGAUAAGGUUCAUCUCAUAAAAACAUUCAGUGAGCCGGUAUGUGACUGUGUAUUGUACAGUGUUCUCCUUUUCAGGCAGUAACCACUAACAUUUACUGCCUGUAGUACCUCUUAUUACCAUUUAAAAUUGCUUGGAAUUCUUGAAAACUCAUCUUGUAAAAGGAUUGCUUUACUCGUUUGAAAAUUUCUUUUACCUGUCAUGCUUAAAAUAAUUGAGAACACUGUUGUAGCCAACUAGAUUCUUCAUCAUAAUGACAUUAAUUACUCUUUUGAAUUUUAUAGUUGAACAGUUACACUUUAAUUUACCACCAAAUGACAAGUGAAAACUAAAAACCACAAUCGCAAAAAAUAAAAACUUUCUAAAUGCCAGUAGAUUCAAUAGUAUUUCUGCUUUUUAAUAGGUGAACAAAUAAUUUUGAGUUCUUAGCUGAGGUAAUAACUUUGUAUUAUAAAUUACUUUUAUGUCAAUCCUCUUUAGGAAGGUAUAAGCAAGCAGGCCAUGGUAACCCUUGUUGACAUAAGUCAAGAUGGGGGAUACAUUGGAGUUGGGUGGAAAGGUAACUCAACAAAAAAUGAUAAAAAUUCAGUUAAAACUAGGAAAAGACCUUAUUGAGGGGUUUUUAUAAUUAAAGAGAAGCUUUGAAAAAUUGUAAGUGGCAAUUUCUCAUCAUGGGACAUGUUCUUUCUCAGGAUCCCUUGAACAUUUUUGAAAUAUGCUAACAUGUGCUGAAAAAACUGUAAUUUAACCCAAACAUUGAGGUAAUUUUUGUCUUGGCAGAGCUACAGAAUGAAAAAAUAUUGAAAGAGUUUGCAAGUGUGGUGUUUGACUGAGAACUUACAUGUACAUAAAAUUAUUAUGUUUCUUCAUGUUCAUUUAUGGUGUAGUUCCAAUGAAAGAGAGUUGGGUGGAAAUCUAUAAAAUUCCCAGAGAGACAUGGAUCAAGGAAUUGGAAACAGCCAUGGCAGUUGCAGUUCGCUCAAGGAAACCAACAUUAGCAGAAUCAUCCGCACCAGUGAGUCUUAAGGAUGUUUUCUUGAAAAAAUUUUUUCCUUCUCAUGCUCAUGUGAAGCAAAUUUCAGCUGGACAUUGAAAGUAAUAUUUUUAGUGCAUGGUGACACUUUUGCUUCUCCUUACUUUGUGAUAAUUAUUAUGAUUUCUUGCAAAACAAUCAUUAACUAUCUGGCAGAGAGUUGUGGUUUAAAUAUUCCAGAAGAGGGUGCAUAAGGUGGCCAUUUCAAAGAAUGCAUUAGUUCUUGAACAGUACUUCAAAUAAUGUAGUCUUAAGCACCCUUUCUUCCUGAGGAAAUCUCCAACUCUCAGUUCUGACUCUGUUAGAUACAUAUACAUGUAUGUUUAAGAAUCCUGUUGCUGCUAAAAUUAUGAAUUACCCAGGGGAGUAUGCUAUUCAUGGCCCUGAUUAUUUUCAUUUCAGGAUUUGGAGGAAAUUGCUGCAGCAGAACAGCUCCUUAAAUCCACUGAGGAUCAAGAACCACCUGAAGGAACAGUUAGUGUACAUUUGAUAUGAGACUGCUCAUCUUAAAGUUUUUUCAGUACAGUCCAUGUACUCUGCUAAAUUUAGUGAGCAAUUACCUACACUGUAUUUGUUGUCAAUAGAACCCUCUCUAUACAGUUGGUUCUUUACGAUAGAAACAAGGAUUGACAUGCAUCUUUCCAGGUUUUUGUUACUAACCUCUUUACUCUGAUAGUCACCUUCAGGGUCAAGACCAAGCUCAGCUCAGGCAGGACAGCAUCAACCUGGCCUGUCAGUUAUCUCCUUCACCAAACCAGCAGCUGUAUUACGAGUGCGACCCCCUGCUCCAGUGGGCCCUUGUGCAGCCACUAACUGUUCAGCAGCCUUGAAAGCUACUGAUGCAGAGGGUAAUGUCAUUGGUACUGGUUCAAGCCAUGUGCUAAUGAUGCAGUUUUUUGAGAAUUAUGACAAAGCAUUCCAGCAGCUUCACAAGGAGGAGUUGAAAUAUCUGAACAUUGAUGACCAGGAUUUGACAAGGUCUGAAAUUUUUAAUUAAUUUAGUUAUGAAUAGUUCUUUAUUAAUUUCUGCAUUGUUUGUUUGUUUUUUUUUUCUGUGUCAAAUGUGAACCAUGAUAUUUCAGUUGAGCUAGUACAUGUAAUAAUGUUGUGAGUAACAUGUCCUCCCUCAGAUAGUUGCCCCUUUGGCCUAAGUAAUCAUGAAAACUAUGUAAGUUUGAAAUUUGUAUAUAGAUAGUUCAUGCAUUAGGACACCAUAAUCUUACAAAGUAUGAUGUCAAUCAAACUCAAUCACAGCAGAUGAAUGGAGCUGUCUAGAUCAUAUAACUAGGAACUGUCAGCCAUUUAUUCAUCUCAGCACUUGUUUUGCCAUUGAAGGAGUCAAACUUGGGUGUGGUUGCUGUAAUUGUUACAAUUAAAAAAGGUGUUUUUAUAUUGAUUGCAGCUUCCCAAGAUUACACUUCUUGGCACCUAGCAGGUUAAUUCCUUCAGGAUUGGAGUCUGCACCUAGUAAGCCAAUGAUGUUUUUGUAUUGAUGAACAUACCUUGCUUAAGAGUCUCCAAUGUUUUUUAGAUCAUUAAGAUCAUAGCAAAGUACACUGAAAUUAUUUAGUUUAUGCUCAUUGUCUUUUUUGAAGGUAAAGUUAACUCCUUAGCAGUGUGGUGGUCAGGAGGUACUCAGUUAUAUAUGUAUUCACUUGUCAAGAAUGCUAAAGGUAAGGGUCUUAUUGUUGCAGCCUUUUUUAAGUCAAAUCUUCAGUGUAGCUGACAUUCCUUGAAUGUAAAGCACUAUGCAGGUUACAGUGACUUUGUAAUGGUUGCCAAUACACACUCUAUUGUAUUUACAGAUAUCUUAAUGUGGGAAAACUCAAAAGCUUGUGAGAAAAUGCAAUGAGAAAAGUAGCCUACAGCAUUUAUAUUGUUUCUGCAGUGCAGAUAUUGGCAGUUUUUAUUCUUAAGAUAUGUUAAAUGAGUUUAAAUGUUAAAGCAAGUUUGUUGUCUUCCCAAGAUCUUGAACACAAGCCAGACAUAGUAUGGCCUCACUCAGAAAAGAUUAUCAUUAGUGCAGUCAGUGAAUGUGGCUGCUUUAUGGCUUUGGGUCUCAACACAGGAACUGUUGUUGUUUGGGAUGUCUAUAGAGGUGAGAAAAAAGGCAUACUACUGCCAGUGAAGUAGUGCUUUUAAUAGAGAGAUUUUUGCAAAUUACAUAACAUCAGAUUUUCAUUUGUUCGUUCUGCAAUAGCAGACUACUGAAACAGAAGCAUCCUUUAAAUUUUAAGACAACAUGAAUCCAGUCAUCCAAGAUCUUAGGUCGCUGGCUAUUCACCAUUACUUGGUUAUUCAAAGGGGAAACCAUGGUAUCCCCUGGAUAAAUCUCUGUCCAAUGGAGAGUGAAGUGGAUUGUUCGUUUUGUUAAAACGUAUCCGCUGGAUAGCAAUUUAUCCUUUGGAUAGCGUUAUCCGCCCUUUGACUCACUGGGCCAAUUGCUUAUGUAACCAGCAUUUUAGGAAAGUUUGUAGUGGCUUACAAAACGUUUACAUCACACCUCAGAGGUUUGGAAUGCUAUGGAAUGUCAACAGUGUCCAUUUUGUUUGUGCUGUAGGCACUCUGUUGAGGGUCUGUCCCAUCACUGAGAAAGGAAGAAUACUUGUCCUGUGCUUUUUGACAAGCAAUGAAGGCCUCAUCACAACGCAGGGUAAUGAUUUAUCGCCUUCAUCAGCAUCAUCAUGUGCCAAUCUCAUUGUAAGCUGUGAUGAUGGGACAUUCUGUCUCCUGCAAUGUGGAGUUGCUCUGUCACACUCAGCUAAACCCCUCGAGGACAGGUACGUUCACAAGAUUUUAUUUUCAAACACGUUUCUACGAAACGCAUUUUACUGCCAAAAUUAUCUGAAUAGUCAUUGUGUAGGUCACGAAUAGUCAUGAAAUUUUGUAAGCUCAUUAAAAAAUAACAAAACUUGAUAAUGGAAUUUGGGACAUAAUGGAUAUGUAAUUGAAGAUGUUUCAGCUGCAUGAACGAAUCAGACGUACAUAGUGUAAGUUCAAGAAUUGAGUUUAGAUAUUUCUUUCAUUAACUGAACCAAAUGGAUGAAAACAGGAUUUGCUUGCCGUCUUCUUUCAGAUCUGCAGUAGACAAGGAGGUCAUUACCAAUGUUGUCAAUAUGUCUCAGACACCACAAGUGGUAAGGAAACAACUCAAACGUAGUGGUUUUUUAAGGUUGUAGGUGACGUUUCUCCUUUGUGCGGUGACGCCCCAAGUUCCGUCAACCCAGGUGAAGUUCCAUCGCCUCGAAGUAUGGUUGCGUCGCCGUCAACUUUUUCUUUAGUUUCAUUAAGGAUUUAGACAUAUUUUGACAUAAGUUUCAAAGCUUUGAGGUUCAACGGCCUGAUUAUCAAAACCUUCAAUCAACGGUCGUGUCCAAAAAGCUAACAAUAUGAAGUCCCUCUAAGUUAGGAACUUAGCAAUUGCAACAUUGCGACCGUUGACCACACUUCGGGGCUACGUAACUUCUCUCGGGGGCGAAGGGACUUGGAGCGACCGUGUAAGGGGGCGACAUUACCUGUUAUCGUAUUCACAGUGCUUAGGAUGGUUGGGUCUUUUGGUGAUGCAGCUCGAAACAGUCAUGUUUCACGGAACGCUUUUUUUUUAGGUUGCUGCUGUUGUAACGAGUGGACGAAUUACUAUGUACGAUGUUUGUAGCUGUACAGCAAUAUGUCAUGUUGGGCUGCCCGAGUCUUAUCUGCUCUCACCACAGCUGCCAUGUAUCUGUGCUAGCGGCAAGGUCUUAAUUUUGAUUGGUGCGCAAAGUAAUGGAGAGAAUCAAGAAGCGUUGGACAGCGAGGUGAGUGUAUGAUCCAAAACAGUCACAUGAUCGGCUGUACCUUGUGUGCUCACUUUCUGUCCUUACCACAUUUUGACGUCAUGGGACCUAUUAGUGAAGAGAUACAGGACAACAUAGAUAGAAUCUCCUUGUUAAACAUGCACUGGGCAAUUAUCGAACGUUCUUGUCUGACUGUGCCUCCAAAUUGAUGAUGCUGUCACAGUCCAAAAAAACAUUGCCUAGCACCUUUUCAUGAUGAAUAUUAUUCACUCAUUUCACUGUCCGCCGAAUUAAAACUCUAAAUCGUAAUGUUUACAGAAACCUUACCUGAAGGUUGAAAUCUUUGUCUCUUCGCUAGUGAAACUGUCAUGACGCUGAACAGCAACAUUUUUUGUUCGUUUUUCAGACAACAGUGCCGUUUUCUUACAAUCUGCAACUCUUCCCUACCCUGAAAAAAUACUGGAGAGAAGAUGUAACCUCUGAGGUGUCGCCUCCAAAGCAAACUGAUACUAUCGAAGCAAGGCUACAUUCUCUCAUCCAGGGAAGGUGUGUUACCUUUAGUUCCUUCUACUCAGGAGAAACGAUGAUACAUUUGAUAAACGCAAUUUUCGGAGUCCUCAUUAAUUUGAAUUAAUAGUUACGGUGAUCAUCUUAGCACAGGACUUGCUGACUGAUUGUCGUGAAAGCCAAGAAGUACUUCAAGGAGGCAAUGAGAACGCAGAGUAAAAACACAAUUGGUUUUGGAUUUUGCUCUAUUUUGGCUAAGAAAUGUUUUGAGCUAAUUAGGGAGCGUGGUUAACCAUAUAGGCAAAUGUUAUUACAAAGUAUUUCAAAGCCUGUUAUUUCUCUUCUUUGCGCGCAAGCGCAGAAAAUUUUGCAGCCAUCAUUCCAGAAUAAAUUCCAGUUAAUUUCAUAUUUUAUGAAAAUAAAUAGGAGUGAAAUAAACACAACUGUUAGGCAUAUACUAUCCUGAGGGAAGCUCUUGCAAAACAUUGUGCCUUACCCGAAAAUGUCAGUGCGCUAAAUGGAAUCCCUUUCAGUUUUAUUCGUCAUCAGAGUUAAAAGUUUUUAGCUUAAAUAUUUCCUCUCUCCUCUCAUGAAGACUUGUUAGCCAAGAAGACAGGCAGAUGAGACUUCAACAGCGAUGGGCUCAGUAUCAAACUGAGCUGAAGAAUAUCCAUAACAACAAGACGAGGAGAAAUUACUCCACAUGGCUGACGGCAAAAUCUGUGAGUGUUACAUGAAGACAUCACGUGAGGACAUUACAUGAGGACAUUACAUGAGGACGUUAUCAGGGGAAUAGAUAGCUUUUGCAAUCUUGAUCGUUGUCACAGUACCGUGACAUUCUCAGAAAUUUCACUUGUGUGCGAAUUGCAGUGUAAGCUGGCCAACAGAAUUUUAUAUCUCUGACAGAAAGGAAUUUGAGAAAGUUCCAUGACAAAACUAUACACAGUAAGUGCGAGAAAAGUAGAUAAAUACUCAGGACGCAAAAUUUAUGCAGGACAAUGUGAGAAGUGUUUACUAGAAUAUAGUAGUUACUUAUUUCUGUUCCACCACACAAACUUUCAUGAC
Molecule: messenger RNA, 7180 nt
Organism: Pocillopora meandrina
Lineage: Eukaryota; Metazoa; Cnidaria; Anthozoa; Scleractinia; Pocilloporidae
Source: the annotation of a GenBank genome assembly